This is a messenger RNA of Eupeodes corollae, 10651 nucleotides long. RefSeq names its product intermembrane lipid transfer protein Vps13 (gene Vps13). Lineage: Eukaryota; Metazoa; Arthropoda; Insecta; Diptera; Syrphidae. Gene Ontology annotation, biological process: protein retention in Golgi apparatus; protein targeting to vacuole. The record is from RefSeq and is a predicted model, not a curated record. The transcript is spliced from 52 exons. Gene Ontology annotation, cellular component: extrinsic component of membrane. Bases 513 to 10589 code for a protein of 3358 amino acids.
UUCGAGAUUUUUGUCAUCAUCAACGGGUGUCGAAACGAAAUGCGCAAAUUUUAACUUCGAUAACCUUGGAUAAAAUAUUCCCUUAAAAAGAAGAAUCGAAUCUUUUAAGUUCUCAAAAAGAAACCUCCCAAAAACAAAAAAUCAGUGUCCAAAGAAAAAUUAGCAACCAUCCUCGCUAAGGUCGAAGGCGAAGGAAACCAAGCAAGAGUGUUCUUCGGUUUUCAAGAUUGAUUCGCUGGGAGAAUCAAUUUUGUGAUUCUUUUCUAUCUGCGUUUGGAGGCUUUAGCCUUCAUAUUACAGUGAAAUCAAGUAUCGGCAUUCCAAAAGUGAUGUCAUCAUCAUAGAGUUAGAAGAAAGAAAGAAGUGUUUUAGUUAAAAUAAAAUAAAAAGCUAGGCUAGGUUUGCGGAAACAACAACUGAUAUCAGUCGUAGUUCGUGAAAUAAAAAGGCCAUUGGGUAAAAGUUAAUCUAAUUAACAACUAACCACAGCCUCUACACAUCGAAGCCAGAAAAUGGUUUUCGAAUCUGUAGUAACGGAUGUUCUUAACAAAAUCCUCGGCGACUAUGUGGAGAACUUGGAUCGAACUCAGCUGAAAAUUGGAAUAUGGGGAGGUGAUGUCGUGCUCAACAAUUUAAAAUUGCGUGAGAAUGCCUUAGAUGACUUGGACCUACCUGUACAGCUAGUAUCAGGGUACCUGGGUAAAUUGGUUUUAAAAAUCCCAUGGAAAAAUCUCUACGGUCAACCAGUUGUUGCUCAAGUCGAAGAUUUCUACAUUCUUAUUUCUCCAAAGCAAUCCAUAGAAUACAAUGCAGAAAAAGAAGCUAAAUAUGAUCUCCAAGCUAAAAAAGCUGCAUUACAAAAACUCGAAGAAGCUAAACGAUUGGAACUGGAAAAAGAUAAACCCAAACCAGAUCAAUCAUUCACAGAAAAACUCACCGCACAAAUUGUGAAUAAUUUACAAAUGAAAAUUGCAAAUGUGCAUAUUCGAUAUGAGGACACCACAACGACUGGCAAACCAUUUGCUUUUGGUAUUACCCUCAACGAACUAGAACUCUAUACCACCGAUUUAAAUUGGUUAAAAUGUUAUAUGACUGAACAAGCGAGUCGUGUUUAUAAGAUUGCAAAUUUGGACAGUUUGUCCGUUUACAUGAAUUGUGAUGCAGAGUUAUUUACAGACAAAAAGAAUGACAUCGAUGAGAUUUCAGCUUUGUUUAGAAAUAAUAUUGCUAGAAGAGAUGUUAUUCCUUCAAGAUAUAAUUAUAUUGUUGGACCAAUUUCUUCGAUGGCUAAACUUCAGCUUAACAUGAAUCCAGAGUAUGACGACCCACCGUUUGUUAUACCAAAAAUAGAUCUCUCAUUGGAAAUGGAAAAAUUGCAUAUUGGUAUUACCAGCACACAGUUCCAGGAUAUCUUAAAACUGGGAGAUUGCAUGAACCGAAUGCAGCUUGGACAACCAUACAGAAAAUAUCGUCCAUACAAUAAACCUUACAAGGGUUACUACAAGGAAUGGUGGAAGUUUGCAAUAACUUCUAUUUUAGAAGAGGAUGUUCGAAGAAAAACUCGGAAUUGGUGUUGGGAAUAUAUAAAACAACAUCGUGAAUUAUGCAACACCUAUGCCACAUCCUUAAAAGAGAAACAACUGUGUAAAAAACCAACAGCGGUACUCAUUGAAACUUGCAACCUGUGCGAACAAAAAUUGAAUUUAUUCAACUUGAUAUUGAUCCAUAAUCGAGUUCAACUAGAGGUUGACAAAGUAAAGGAAGCCGAAGAAAGGAAAGCAAGUCAAAAGAAAGGAUGGUUUAGCGGUUGGUGGGGUGGAGCUGAGGCUAAUGAAGAAGAUUCAUCCAAUAAUAUAGUGAAAAAAUUCGAAGCUGCAAUGACAGAUGCGGAAAAGGAAAAGCUCUACAAAGCCAUCGGUUAUCAGCAAGAUGCUGUUGCAAUGGUCGUUCCUGAAAGCUACGAAGCAAUCAAAAUGAAUUUCAAAUUAGAAGCAUUGGAAAUCGGUGUUUACGAUGAUUGCGUUCCUGGAGAUGCAACUUCACCAUCUUCCGCUGUUGUUCCAGCAACUCAGAAAGCAGUAAUGCUUAUGAACUUUACUCUAGCUACAUGCAAUGUUGUGCAAAGGCCCUCGGCCAAUGCUAUUAGUGUUACUGCUAGUGUUAGGGAGAUGGAGUUAACUGGCUUAAAGAAGGGAGACUAUCUUCCCACUUUGAUAGAAUCUCAAGUAACCGAUGAGUUUAGUCUGCUUGAUGUCUUAUUCGAGACGAAUCCACUUGAUAAGAAAUGCGAUCAAAGAUUAAAGAUUUACGCUAGACCAUUGCAAAUCAUUUAUGAUUCGGAUACAAUUUUGCAGUUAGCUAAAGCAUUUACACCACCAAAAUCUGUAAAUUUAUCAGAAAUUGAAGGUGCAGCAUCGGAGAGAAUGUCUCAUUUUAAAGAACGAUCAGCAACUGGAAUGCAAUACAUUGUAGAUAAACAUCAAAUUCUAGAGGUUGAUAUAAAAUUCAUGCCAAACAUUGUCAUUCUUCCAUCUAAGGGAAAAUAUGAGGCUGGGGACACAUCUUUAAUUGUUCUGAGUCUUGGUGAAUUCCGUAUAACAUCAGCUCCUCGGGCUGGAGGUAUAGGAAAUGUUGCAAAUAUGCAUGGUGCAGGUCAUGAUUCUAAGGCAAUUUUACGUUCAAUGAUGGCUAAAUCUUAUGAUAAAUUCGAAGUUAUACUCGAAGAUAUUCAAGUUUUGGUAGUUAAGCCCAAGGAAAAUUGGCAAAAUGUUCUUAAACAUGGUCAUUUGUGUGAAAUGCAUGUACUUCAACACACUUCUCUAAUUGUUACUGCGGAGGUUUGUGUAAUUACCGACGAUCCAAGAUUGCCCAAAACCAAAGUUGGAAUUUUGAUUCCAUCGGUUAAUUUAAACAUUACUGAAGAUCGAAUUUUUGAAGCUUUAAAUAUUGUCACUGGAAUCCCUUUGCCAGAAUCUGAUGAACCUGAACAUUCAUUGAAGAAAAGUGCAAGUCUCUUAGCCACUUCGAGAGCUUCUGUAACACGACUAAUCGAUCAAGAGAUUCUGAAAGUCAAAAUCAAAAAACCAACUCCUAAAGAAUUUUCAACUGAAAUCAUUCAAUACACAAAUCUGGAAGUUAAUUUCGCAUUAAAAGAAUUUGGAGUAACUUUGUAUAAGUGUAAAACGAUAGAACAACAGAGGUCCUUCGACGAGACACCAUCUUUAACACCAUCAGACAAAUUUAGAACACCAGUUGAAGAAAUGGCUCCAAAUGGAUUUGAAGACUGCACCAAUCAAUUUGAAACUGUUCCAAAUAAUGAUGAUAAAAUAUUAUCAUUUAAGGUACUACAACUUGAAGGUUAUAUGGCUCAGCGUACUUAUGAGCUUGUAGCUUCAGUAAAACUUGGAGCUAUAAAUCUAACCCAAUACGAUAACUAUGAAGAUCAAAAGCAUAUUCUAAGUAUUAUUGAUACACCAAGAACUAAUAUCGAAAACGAAUAUUUAUUAACAGUUGAAUACACUAUGGUAAAUAAAACAACUCCCGAAUUUAGUACGAAAUAUAACUCAACUGAACAACUUAUUGUUGUUAAUUUCGCUAAAUUGGCACUGACAUUGCAUCAAGAAUGCUUGUUGAAACUUAUGGAGAUCGGUCGCAAUUUACAACAGAAAUUAGACGUUUUUAACAAAUCCUUAGAGCCGAAAGAUCGAGUUGCUACUACUGACACAGAAAGUAUUCUCACCAAAUUGACCACAAUCAUUGAAGAAGUGGAAUUAGAUGAUGGUGUUAUGGUUAAGAGAGAAAAAAGCCGCAAGAGAAAAGUUGUACAUAGCAUUAAGAUCAAAGUUGUGGCCAAUUUGGAACAAGUCUCUGUGUGUUUAACAUGUCGGCAACGUAACUUGGUUUUACUUAAAGUGCAAAAUUUCUUUGCUGGAGUUGUUAUGAAGUCUUCAUACACCGAAUUAACACUUCUCCUCAAGAAUAUUAUUGUAUGGGAUUUGAAUCCACUUACCAUACACCCAACCAUUCUAUCAAUUGUUGGUGAAAAUGCCCUAAAAUGCCAAGUUGUUAUGUACAAUCUUGAAGAGACUGCCAACUAUAAUUCAGAUGAUCUUAAAGUCGAAGUAAAUAUUGGUUGCGUGAGAAUUAUAUUCCUCAAUUGGUUUGUUACUUCUGUUUUGAGCUUUUUGAAUAAUUUCCAAGCUGCUCAACAAGCAGUAGCAAAUGCAAGUGUUGCAGCUGCUGAUGCAGCAAGACAAAAUGCUAUCGAUGCCUAUCAAAAAGCUACAAGAAUGAAACUCAAUAUUAAAAUAAAAGCUCCAAUUAUUGUUGUUCCUGUGAAUUCCACGAGUUUAGAUGGUGUUUCCUUGGAUUUGGGUAUGCUGAAUCUGUCGAAUGUAACGAGUGAAAUAGCCGUUCCUGGGAAUGAACAUAGUCCUGCUGUGUUGGAUGAAAUAAGACUUGAACUCAAAGAUGUGCAGCUUUCAAAAAUUAAGAUAACCGAAGCUGAAUGUUCACCAGAAAAUUCAGUUGACCAACAAUUAAAAGAUGGUGCAUCUUAUGCUGAGUUGGCUUUGGACGAUUCAACUUUGUAUGGACUUAAAGGACACGUUAAUAUGCUGAACCCUAUUAGUUUUAAUUUGGCGGUUAAGCGAAAUCUUUCCAGUACGUGGUACAAAGAUUUGCCAGAGGUUGAUGUUUCCGGUCAUUUGAAAUCAAUCGAGUUAAACUUAUACACCGAUGACUACGCUCUACUCAUGUCCAUAUUGAACAACAACUUAUCCGAAGGUCAAACGGAAUUCGAAACAGUUCCAGCUAAAACACAAAAGCCUGAAGAUGUUUUUGUCGAAGUGCACCGAAAAUCCGAAUAUCGACGAACAUCCGAAGGAAAAAGCCCUCGAACAUCCGAAGCAAAAAGCCCUCGAGCAUCCGAAGGAAAAAGCCCUCGCCAAAAAACACCGUCAGCCAAAACUGUUCAACCAACAAGCGAUAAACAAACAAUUCACGAACAAUUUAGGUUUAAUUUCCAAUUCGAUGGUGUUAUUGUUAAUUUAUUCCAAGCCAAUCAAGAAGGCUUAGCUCGUUUUGGUAUUCAUUUUCUUUCUGUUAAGGGUAAGAUUUUGGUCGAUGGAACUCUCAGUACUUCGGUUGUGUUGUGUGAUAUACAAAUCGAUGAUAUUCGACCAAACCUUAAUAGUAAAAUUACUAAAUAUUUAUGUCGGAAAGAAUGGAAACGAGAAAACGAAUCCUCUUUGAGUGGAACAAGCGAUUUUAGUGACAGCCUCAGAGCUGAGAAAAACUUUAUGUUAGACUUGACGGCAAUUGUCAAACAAAACGAUACUUUUGCCGAAAUACGAGUUUGUGGAUUUGAUUUGAUCAUCACAAUUGAUUUCUUAGUCAAAUUAGCCGAGUUCUUCACCCUUCCUGAAACUGAAACAACUGAAGAAGUAGAAGAAAAGGCAGUUGCUUUGAGACCUGGUGAAAUUAUAGCUGCACCAAAAACUCCUAAAAAAACUGUUGCAACACAAGAAAUUGCCCCCGAAAAGAAACUUAACCUUUUGCUGUACAUCGAGGAACCAGAUAUAAUUCUCAUUGAAAGUCUAGAGGAUGUUAAUACCAAUGCCAUAAUAUUCAAUUCUCAAAUUCGACUCAAUUAUAGAGCAGUUGGUUCUAAGGAAAUUAUCAGUGGACAAAUUGAUGCUCUCAAAAUGUAUAUGUGCUCUUUCAGCCCGGAAAGACGUGAAGCUACCAAGCACUUCAUACUGCAUCCAUGUGUUAUAAGCUUACACGGAUCAACUCCGGAUCAAGAAGGACUUCAUAUAAGUCUCAAGAUGACUGAUAUCAUUCUUAAUAUAUCUCCAGCAACAAUUGAGCUUAUCAACAAAGCAAUGGUUACACUUUCUUCGCGGCCUGAAAAAGGAGCAGCUCUUGUUAAAGAAGUUGAUCACAGUGGUGUUUGGGUUGUCGAGAAAUUUACAGACAAAGAUUUUUGGUUUUUAGUUGAUCAAGCAUAUGAUGCUUUGGAAAUGCCAGAGACCCUAGAAGAAUUAACAAUAACAAAAACGGAAAAAUGUAUUGUGGAAGUGCCUUCAAUAAUAUUAGUUAUCGAAACUGGCGUUGGAUAUUAUACAACACCAAUGUUGUUUAUUGAGACAAAACUAAAUGCAACAGUUGCUAAUUGGAGCCAAAAUAUGAAAGUCGAGGGCGCCUUAAAUCUCUACAUGAACUACUUCAAUCACGCCUUAGGUGUAUGGGAGCCUCUAAUUGAACAAAUUGAAAAACCAGACAAGUCUGGAAUCAUGGAAUACCUCCCGUGGGAAUUAAAUUUCGGCUUAGAAAUUCAACCAAAUAAAUCUGAACUCGAUGGUGAAAUUGAAGAUCCUACAACAAAAAUCAAAAUCGAAUCCGAAGAAAUGCUUGAAAUUACAAUGAGUAAAACAUGUCUUGAUACUCUGCAAGUUUUAGGAGAAGCAUUCUCGAAUGCUAUCGACGCCAAGGGACUCAACAAACCAGAAGUCAUUGCUCCCUAUGUUGUGGAAAAUGACACUGGAUUUGAUAUAUCUUUGAAUUUAACUCGUGGUAUAUUUACAUUGCAUGAAUGUCAUAUGCCGAAUGCAAAUUCUCAUUGUGAUGCAUUGAAUAGUUCGUUGGUAUUUAAAUGUGAUAUUCCUGAUACUGAUUUGUCACCAGAUCAAGUAAAAGAUUGUACCAUUUCACCUGGAGGAAGAGCAUAUUUGCAGACGAAGGAUUUGUCUAGAGUGACAUCGGAAGAAGAUCAAGCUUAUAAUAUUUAUUGUGUUGUGGUAGGAAUCAAUAAAGAAGUAAUUCUCCCGGUAUCGAAGUCUGAUCAGAGGUACUUCCCACUGUACCGAGGUGCAAAUCAAGAUCCUUGGGGAAUCAUUUCGCAAGUCAACUCAGAGUAUGGUACCACUCGAAUUAAUAUUCACGGAGUUGUUAAUGUGAAAAAUCAUUUUACAACAACAGUAAACGUCUAUAGAAACAAACACGGUACAACUGAGAAGGUUUUAGUAGGAGAAGUGGCUCCAGGAGAGGUUUUCCAUGUUCCAUUGCAUGCGAUCUAUGCUGAAGCAAAAGAUUUGUUCUUUGCUUUGCCAGGCUACAGAGUUUCAGUUCAAGGCAUAAGAUGGAAUGACUGCCCAACUGACUUCAACUACCAACGCCAGAUUCAAUGUGAUCCAGUGGAUACUUUCGAACCUCUUUACAUUAAUGCUGUUCGUCAAAAAACCGAAGUUUUCCAUGAGAAUACAAUGAAAUUCAUGUUAAUGAGUGCCUUCUAUACGAUUCACCUUCGUCCUCCAUUAUAUAUGCGGAACGCACUACCAAUUGACAUUAAGGUGUCGGUGACUGGUUGUACGGUACGCGAUACAAGUAAAGCAACAGAAUUGGAUGAGUCAGAUGAUCUUGAUAAGGUGAAAUCUCUCAUAAAAGAGGAUAUGCUUGACUAUGGAGAGAAGGAUGUCAAGCCAGGAGAUGUUCUGCAUUUGCCAACAGUCAAGCUUACAGGGCGACGCAAUAAAGCGAAGAGCUAUGUUGUAGUUAGGCUUAUUCAAUAUUUGGAAAAAGAUUGGUCAUGUACAACAGAAAUUUCUGAAGAUCAUGAGGAAUAUGCAACAUGGACGUUUAGUUCCUAUGAUUCUGCAGCAAAAAUGGAAAUGGAUUUAGGAGUGAGAUUCCAGGAUCGAUUUGGAAGCCUUGUGUUGACAGUGUACAGUCCUUUCUGGAUGAUUAACAAAACAGGAUUGAUGCUCAGUUAUAAGACAAAUACGGAAUCAGUAAAUGUUCUCUACCAUCCACCGGAAUACAAUGGGCCCAUAUUAUUUUCUUUCCGUGAGAAAUUCUUCUUCGAUAAAAAAAGAGCAUCAAUUCGUGUGGACAAUGGUGAAUGGAGUGAUAAGAUACCUCUUGAUGUAGCUGGUUCCACUGGUGAGGUUACUUGCAAUGCAAAUGACCAAUUGUAUCACAUCGGUGUGCACAAUCAUCUGACACAAAACUCUUUGACAAAACAAAUCACAUUUAUUCCCUUCUACAUUGCAACAAAUAAAUGUGAUGUAUUGAUUGAGAUGCAAGAACACGGCAGACCAGGAGAUCCAUGGACCAAAAUUGAGCCAAAUGAAUGUAUUCCAUUUUGGCCGAAAUCCGAAGCAAAACAAGUGAUACUGAAAGUAGGUGGGCAGACGACAGUGCCUUUUGAUUAUUCCGAAGUUCAAUGUAUUCUACUUAAGCUGGAACACAAUCGGUAUGGUGGUAUUAAUGUUGAUGUCCAAGUAACAGAAGGUGGAGCAUUUAUAACAUUUACUCAGUACAAUGCCGGUGAUGCUCCAGGUCUUUUAAUUAAUCACACAGGCCAAUCAAUAACUUUUUACGAAAAGGGAGAUUCUAAUAAGAAAACUUUGGGACCAUCAGAGAAGCUUCUAUUUACUUGGGCUAAUCCAGCAGGAAAUAGAUUACUUCUUCUAGGAAAAGAUGAUGUUGAAAAUGACUUGCGACGAGAUGGUUAUGGUUCAAUAACGUUAGACGGAGAUUGGACUGCCUAUUGGGUUUCAUUCCUUGAUGGUCUUCAGCGAGUGAUUCUCUUCACCGAUAUGAGCAGCAUAGCUGACAAAGUUAGUGGUAGCUCAUUAAUGCAAAAGGUCAACCAAGAAAUUGAAAUUCGAAUCCAUGGAAUAGGUCUAUCAGUUUUAAAUAAUAUAACUGGAGUAGACAUAGUAUAUUUGGGCAUAAAGAGUUCUGGCAUAAUUUGGGAAUCUAAGAAAGAAGGCAAAAAACGAUUCAAACAAUUCAAUAUGUGUGAUUCGGCUCAUAUUGAAGAACAAUAUCAAGCGUACUUAGCAGCUAAAUGUGUUAAUGAAGAAAAGAAAUUCUAUUUGGAUCAGAAACAUGAGUUGGAUUUCGAUAAUAUGAUCUUCCAUAAAUCAACAGCUCGCGAAAUGAAACGUACAUUCUAUCCAGGAUUUUGGUUUGAUUUGAAGACUUCUCCAUUCCAAACGCAAUUACAUGCUAAAAUUAAUAAAAUCCAAAUCGACAAUCAACUAGCCGACUGUGUUUUCCCUGUGGUAUUGGCACAAAUACCUCCACCAAAAAGUAUCGCAGCUAAUUCAGCACUUAAGCCAUUCAUCGAGUGCAGUAUUGUGGAACGAGUUGUACCAAAUUCCACAGUGAACCAGUUCAAAUAUUGUACCAUGUUGAUUCAGGAAUUUCACUUUAAGGUUGAUAUUCUUUUCCUUAGCGCUAUUGCGGAGAUGUUCACGUCAGAUCUCAGUGAUGAGCAAGCUGCAAAACUCUUUAACGAGGAUGUGAAUGCCAUCGAAAAACCCCUUUCAGCCUUAGUUGAAAUUCAUUCAGCUCAGGAGCAUAAGAAUUUCUAUGAUAAUUUGCAUUUAGGACCUCUUAAAAUACACGUAUCCUUCUCGAUGGCCGGCUCUGAUACAACAGCCUUGCCGGGACUCCUCUCAACAAUAGUCCAAGGUGUUGGUGUCACUCUAACGGAUGUCAAUGAUGUCGUUUUCAAGUUGGCCUUCUUUGAACGCCAAUUCGGUUUUUUCACUCAAAGGCAAUUGAUAUCAGAAAUCACUGCUCAUUACACUGGACAAGCUCUCAAGCAACUGUAUGUGUUGGUAUUCGGUUUGGACGUUAUAGGUAAUCCAUAUGGUUUGGUGGUUGGUCUGAAGACCGGAGUUCAGGAUUUGUUCUAUGAACCAUUCCAGGGAGCUAUUCAAGGUCCUGGUGAGUUUGCUGAAGGACUUGUACUUGGAGUUAAAUCAUUGUUCGGGCAUACAGUGGGUGGAGCUGCUGGAGCAGUUUCAAAAAUCACUGGAGCUAUGGGCAAAGGAGUUGCUGCAUUGACUUUUGACGAUGACUACCAAAAGAAACGACGACAAGCUUUAAAUAAAAAACCUGCCAACUUCCAAGAAGGUAUAGCCCGAAGUGGUAAAGGAUUAGUAAUGGGUUUUGCGGAUGGUGUGAGUGGUGUCUUCACUAAACCUAUAUCCGGUGCCAAGGAAGAAGGUGUUGAAGGAUUCUUCAAAGGCUUGGGUAAAGGUGCAAUUGGUCUGGUUGCCCGCCCAACUGCUGGAGUCGUUGAUUUUGCCAGUGGUAGUUUUGAAGCUGUCAAAAGAGCGACCGAAUGCAGUGAAGACACAAACCGAUUAAGGCCACCAAGGUUUAUGCAUCCCGAUAAUGUUCUUAGAGCCUAUAGUUUCUCAGAAGCAAAUGGAAAUAAAUUGCUUAAAGAAAUCGAAAAGGGUAAAUACGCCAGCACAGAUUCCUUUGCCCAUUGUGAAGAAGUCAUUGCGAAGCAAGAAAUUGUUCUAGUAUCAAAUCAUCGAGUUAUUUACGCAACGAAAAAUGACCUUUUCGGCACAUGGACGAUACAUUGGACUUAUCUAUGGAACGAGAUAUCAUCGAUUAUAUCCUCCGAUCGUGGGGUUGAAAUUAUUCUUAAAAAAGAAAACAAAAAAAUGCUCGGCUUUUUCUCAUCGUCAGAAGUUAAUCUCAAGGUCAUAACAAUACCACAGCGUGCUCGUCGAGAUAAUUUAGCUAAUAUCAUGGAAUCACUUCGAACGGGUACAUAAAUAUUGCCGAGAAGAUAGAAACAACAACAAGAAGUCAUACGCACAUAUUCAUUCGAAACGUA